Molecule: messenger RNA, 1649 nt
Organism: Aplysia californica (California sea hare)
Lineage: Eukaryota; Metazoa; Mollusca; Gastropoda; Aplysiida; Aplysiidae
Product: acetylcholine receptor subunit alpha-1-B
Exons: 1
Coding region: 30-1649 (539 amino acids)
Biological process (GO): chemical synaptic transmission; monoatomic ion transmembrane transport; nervous system process
Cellular component (GO): neuron projection; membrane; synapse
Molecular function (GO): neurotransmitter receptor activity; transmembrane signaling receptor activity; extracellular ligand-gated monoatomic ion channel activity
Source: RefSeq, a predicted model, not a curated record
AGUGCAUCGACGUUUUAAGGUAUUCCGUCAUGAGAUUUCUGGGUGUCGAGAAAAUAAUUCUUCUCUCGGGGUUUUGGAUUUUUGCCUACUCUCUGAAGCCAGGAAACGGAAGUAAUUCCAACGACCAAGAGACAGAGACCUUCAGCGACGCGUCCCGUCUGUUAGAUGACGUGAUUAAGCCAUACGACUCUCGUAUCAGGCCUAUUCUCAAUCAGUCCCAACCCUUGUCGGUCACUGUGCUAGCCGAAUUAUUAAAUUUGCAUUCCUUGGACGAAGUCACACAAACGUGGACCUUCUCCAGCAUUUUCAGAUUCAAGUGGAGGGACCAGAUAAAAACGUGGCAACCCAAAAAAUAUGGCAACAUUACGGAAAUUUUACUUGACCCUCAAGACCUUUGGAGCCCUAGACUUUCAAUUCCUAACUCUUUAACCGGGACAUACAUGUUUGCGGGCGAUUCCUCUUUCGUGAAGCUGAAACAUGACGGGUCAACCAUCUGGGAGCCGGGGUGUGUGCUCACAGUACCCUGCGAUCUAGAUCUCACAUAUUUCCCCUUUGACACUCAGACGUGUAUUUUGAAGGGCAUAUCCUACGAUCAGGCGGGUGUUAUCCUGCAUGUUCCAGAAGAUCAUAUUAUUGGCCGCGCACUGUACAGCACAAACGGUGAAUGGGACCUAAUUGAUAUCACUUUGACCUCUCGCGUCUUGUCAAGAUCGGGAAAAAACAGACUGGAUCUUAGGGUUGUGUUUAAAAGAAGGCCCAUGUUCUUCGUGGUAAACGUUCUGUUGCCCGACAUUUUGCUGUCCCUCCUCUCCCUCCUCGUCUUCAUAUUACCCGAGGAAAGCGGAGAAAGAGCCAGCUACUCCAUCACUGUCGUGUUGUCUCUGGCCGUCUUCAUGAGCAUACUAUCGAAAGAGUUACCUCAAAAUUCAGACUCCAUGCCGAUUAUGUGUGAGUAUAUGCUAGUAAUGUUGUCACUAAGCGGUCUCUCUGUGGUUGUAACUGUUAUUCAGUUGUACUGGAGCUACGCGGAAAGACGCAAAUGGACCACAACGAAUCCCCAGCAACAGUCCUGCUCUGCAAAGAGGGACAGUCCGAAGAACGGUAAAAACAUGAGCAGUGAAGGGAACGGAAACAUCUUUCCCUACAGCUGUGGAAAAACUGUAACUCGCAACAUUGCAACUAGUGAUACUGAUAUGCUUUUUAAGAGGAAUCAAUCAGAAAGCCAGUCUCCUUCAGUCCAAGGUUCACCUUCUUCAUCGUCUACAACAAGUGUUGUCAAGGAUUUGGAUGCUACCCUCGACACUAAUAAUAGACUCUCCAAACACGCAAUGACGUCAUGGGAUAAAGAUCAUUUCUCCCAUACCCCUUUCUCUCACUCCAUGGGAACCACUGAGAAACUAACAAAUGAUGUAUCCACACCAGCACAGAUCUGCUGCUGUAGAAUGAUGAUGGGACAUAAGGCUGAUGAGCUUAGAGAGGGGCAUAAUGCUGAUGAGCUUAGUACAAAAUCGUUGAAAAGAGCGAGGAAAGUAAACAUUAUUCUCUUUUUUACUUUUCUAAGCGCCUUUCUGCUGACAACAUGUUUCUUUAUGGUGGGUCUACUCAGAAACUAUAAUUCGGAAAAAGAUGCUACAUAUACAAUUCCAUAG